GUUCAUUGAAAUACCUAGAACCGAACCUUGGUCCGGUUCUUGGUUCUCGUCCAACCACCUCUGAACCGAACGGAACCGGACCACGGCAGCACUACACCGAACAGAAAAUCCUUGUAGUCUGCUACACGAACCACGCCCUGGAUCAAUUCCUAGAAGAUCUCAUGAAGAUCGGUAUCCCUGACACUCACAUUGCCCGUCUCGGCGGCAGAGCAAACGCGCAGGUCGCCCAUCUUGGCGUUUCGGGGAAGAAAGAGCGUGUCACCCGAUCGAAAGCUGAUUGGACUAUCAUCGACAACCUGAAGAAUUCAUCGGGACUUCACUGCGACUCUCUAGAGGACGCCAUGGACAGGUUCAUAGCCUCCAAGAUUGACUUCAAGGACGUCCUCAUGUACAUCGAGUUCGAGGAACCGAACUUCUUUGAUGCAUUAAGAACUACAACGAAUGUCAAGAUCAACUGACACGCAAAUUCGGAGAAGGGAUGGUCGCAACCCUCAUGGGGAAGAGAAUCAUUGGAUGCACAACGACUGGAGCAGCCAAGUUCGCACAAGACAUUCGUGGGGCGAAACCUGAUGUCCUUCUCGUAGAGGAGGCUGGUGAGAUUCUCGAAAGUCACGUCCUCACUGCGAUGGGUGAGAGUACCAGUCAGAUGAUUCUCAUUGGCGAUCACAAGCAGCUGCGUCCCAAAGUCAACAACUACAAGCUGACUGUUGAAAAGGGCGAUGGAUUUGAACUCAACAGAUCACUGUUCGAGCGCCUGGUUCUCAGAGGCUUCCCUCAUGAAACUCUGACAGCCCAACACCGUAUGCGUCCGGAAAUUUCAGCGUUCAUCAGGAAGCUCACGUACCCCGACCUCACCGAUGCUGCCAAGACCCAGGGCCGUGAUGACAUUCGCGGGAUCCAGAACAACUUCGUCUUCGUCGACCACACUCAUCCCGAGGAUAAUGACCCUCGUAUUGCCGACCGAGGCGACGGGGCCUCGUCAUCGUCGAAACAAAACACCUAUGAAGUCGAAAUGGUUUGGAAGAUCGUACGCUAUCUCGCCCAGCAAGGCUAUGGGACGGACAAGCUGGUCGUUCUCACACCGUAUCUUGGGCAGCUCUCAAAGCUUCGAGAUGUUCUGAAGAGGGACAAUGACCCUGUGCUCAAUGACCUCGACUCGCACGAUCUCAUCCGCGCCGGACUUAUGUCCGCAGCUGACAAUACGUCCAAGAGGCGCAUCAAGCUUGCCACCAUAGACAACUAUCAGGGCGAAGAGAGUGAUAUUGUCAUCGCUAGUCUGACAAGGUCUAAUGAGUCCAACGACAUCGGUUUCAUGAACUCCCCUGAACGUCUGAACGUGCUGAUCUCCCGGGCUCGAAAUGGAUUCAUCCUGAUCGGGAACUCGCAGACCUUUGUGAAUGCUCGGAGGGGUAAAGAGCUCUGGGGGAAAUUCUUCGAGCUCGUCAAACAAGGCGGCUACCUGUACGAAGGCUUCCCGAUCAAAUGCGAACGGCACCCAUACCAAAAGGUCCUCAUCAAAUCUGCGUCUGAAUUUGAACUGUUUGUCCCGAUGGUGGACGCACAGAGAUAUGGUGAGAAAUUCAAAAUCAGUCAAUGUCAUUCCUACUCACACUGUCUCUAGCGACAUGAUGUUGAGCUGCGGCAUCCAUCCUUGCCCGCUAAAAUGCCAUCAGAUCUCGGACCAUUCGUAAAUGCCUUGUCAACACCCGUAUUCCGGCAUGUGUGAUGCCGAUCGCCACAAGCUGAAGUGGAAAUGUUUUCAGUCGAAGCCAGAUCCUUGUCCUGACUGUACCAAAGAAGCCAAACGUGCAGAGGAGAAGCGAAAACGCGAACUCGAG
Suillus paluster is the source of this 1838-nucleotide messenger RNA. RefSeq names its product AAA domain-containing protein. Gene Ontology annotation, cellular component: nuclear RNA-directed RNA polymerase complex. Gene Ontology annotation, biological process: regulatory ncRNA-mediated heterochromatin formation. NCBI's taxonomy places the organism in Eukaryota, Fungi, Basidiomycota, Agaricomycetes, Boletales, Suillaceae. The record is from RefSeq and is a predicted model, not a curated record. Gene Ontology annotation, molecular function: helicase activity. The transcript is spliced from 3 exons. Bases 479 to 1621 code for a protein of 380 amino acids.